GGCUACUCUUGUGUGCAUCUGCCUCCAACGACGACGCGGAUUACCCGGGCGGUCCAUUUUUGGGGGAAAAUGACAAAAAUAACGGUUGUCAAAACCAAGGCUUAUACCGACCAGAAGCCCGGAACGAGCGGUCUGAGGAAGAGAGUUACCGUCUUUCAACAGAAUCAACACUAUGCCGAGAACUUCAUUCAAAGUAUCAUAUCUGUCAUCGAGCCGUCAGAACGACAGGCUGCCACGGUCGUGGUGGGAGGGGAUGGACGUUUUUUUAUGAAAGACGCUAUUCAGUUAAUCGUUCAAAUUGCCGCGGCUAACGGGAUCGGCCGGCUGGUGAUUGGUCAGAACGGCAUCAUGUCCACCCCGGCCGUGUCCUGCGUGGUCCGUCAGAUCAAAGCGGUAGGCGGGAUCAUCCUCACAGCCAGCCACAACCCUGGAGGCCCCAACGGAGACUUCGGCAUCAAGUACAACAUCUCCAGUGGAGGGCCUGCGCCUGAAGGCGUCACGGAGAAGAUCUACCAGCUCAGCAAGAGCAUCCAGGAGUACUCCAUCUGCCCGGAGCUCAAGGCAGACCUGGCCACCAUCGGCAAGCAGACCUUUGAGGUGGACACCUUCAAGCCCUUCACAGUGGAGAUUGUGGAUUGUGUGGAGGCCUAUGGGGCCAUGUUGAGGGACAUCUUCGACUUUUCUGCGUUGAAGGAGCUCCUGUCCGGAGCCAAUCACUUCAACGUCCGUCUGGAUGCCAUGCACGGAGUGGUUGGUCCUUACGUGAAGAAGAUUGUCUGUGAGGAGCUGGGCUCUCCGUCCGACUCUGCCGUGAACUGCGUCCCCAAGGAGGACUUCGGGGGCCACCACCCCGACCCCAACCUCACCUACGCAGCCGACCUGGUCAACGCCAUGAAAGGCGGAGAGUACGACUUCGGAGCCGCCUUCGAUGGAGAUGGGGAUCGUAACAUGGUCUUAGGAAAGCACGGUUUCUUCGUCAACCCCUCGGACUCUGUCGCCGUCAUCGCGGCCAACAUCACCAGCAUCCCGUACUUCCAGAAGACCGGCGUCCGAGGCCUGGCCCGCAGCAUGCCCACCAGCGGAGCCCUGGACAAUGUGGCCAAGGCCAUGAAGAUGCAGCUGUAUGAGACUCCGACAGGCUGGAAGUUCUUUGGGAACCUGAUGGAUGCAGGCAAGCUGUCGCUGUGUGGAGAGGAGAGCUUUGGCACAGGUUCGGAUCAUAUCCGUGAGAAGGAUGGACUGUGGGCGGUGCUAGCCUGGCUGUCGAUCUUGGCCACCAGGAAGCAGAGUGUGGAGGAGAUCAUGAAAGACCACUGGCAGAAGUUCGGCAGGAACUUCUUCACCAGGUAUGACUACGAGGAAGUGGACUCGGGUGCUGCCAACAAGAUGAUCAAGGAUUUGGAAGCGGCCAUGUUUGAUCCGUCCUUCGUGGGGAAGAAGUUCUCCUCAGGGGACAAGACCUACGGCGUGGCCGUCGCUGACAACUUUGCGUACACAGACCCCGUGGACGGGAGUGUGUCCAAGAACCAGGGUUUGAGGAUUAUCUUCUCUGACGGCUCCAGGGUCAUCUUCCGUCUCAGCGGGACAGGCAGCGCCGGGGCAACUGUCAGGCUGUACAUAGACAGCUACGAGAAGGACCCCCAGAAGAUCUAUCAGGACCCCCAGGUGAUGUUGGCUCCUCUGGUGGACAUAGCACUGAAGAUCUCCCAGCUGCACGAGAGAACUUCUCGCACCGGCCCCACUGUGAUCACAUGAUUCCCCCGGCUACCCACCCGUCACCAGGAUACCGCUGUCCAAUCAGAAACCUUCCCUCCACCCCCUCACCCCCCCCUCCGAAGAACAAUCAUAUCUCACCCUUGUACCAUAAAGUCCUGCUAAAGCCUUGAAAGCCAAAAUAUUCAUCAUGAAUAAAACACACGUAUUAAAAUGAU
Molecule: messenger RNA, 1931 nt
Organism: Osmerus eperlanus (European smelt)
Lineage: Eukaryota; Metazoa; Chordata; Actinopteri; Osmeriformes; Osmeridae
Gene: pgm1
Product: phosphoglucomutase 1
Exons: 11
Coding region: 70-1755 (561 amino acids)
Biological process (GO): carbohydrate metabolic process
Cellular component (GO): cytosol
Molecular function (GO): magnesium ion binding; phosphoglucomutase activity
Source: RefSeq, a predicted model, not a curated record